AUGUAUUCGUUCAUGACCCCGUCCUUUGCAGGUCCGGAUGUAUGGCCCAGCCUUCCUCAUCCUGCUCCUCCUGUGGCCGGUGCGUCGUCUCUGACUGCGUCGGCCUUUGCUCCCACGCCUUUAGAGAUCCCCAUCUUUGCCAACGCCGCCUACUAUCCCAAUUGGAGGAUCUAUAAGAAACAGCCGCCGUCGACCUUGCGGCUGGGCUUUGUCUCGCAUGUGUUCUAUGCCUUUGCCUGGGUCAAGGAAGAUGGCCAAGUUUAUCUCAGCGAUGAAUGGGCCGACUCGCAGAUGCCCGUCGACGGCACCGAAGGCUGCCUCCGCGCCUUUACGCAGCUGAAACGACAGUAUCCGCAGAUGAAAGUUAUUUUGUCUGUUGGAGGCGGCGGGAAAGGAAGUGAAAACUUUGCCAAAGUGGCUCGCAGUCCGCCGGCCGUGGAAAAGUUUGCCAGUAGCGCGAGGGCGCUGGUGGAUCAGUUUGACUUGGACGGGAUCGAUGUGGACUGGGAGCAUCCCUCAACCACCCAGCAAGGUGUCGACUAUAUCUACCUGCUGGCCCAACUAAGAACCGUCUUACCAGCUCCACGCUACGUCCUGACGAGUGCACUGCCCGCCGGCGAAUGGGCGUUGAAACACAUCAACCUGGCCGUCGCCCAGCAGUACGUGGAUCUGUUCAUGGUCAUGUGUUAUGACUUUUCCGGACCCUGGGUCGACCGCUCCGGCCAUCAGGCCCAGCUAUACACGCCAGCGCAGCCGCACAGCGACGCCGCGUCCAUCUCCUGCCAGUCCGCAGUCACGUAUUUCCUGGCCCAAGGCGUGCACGCCAAAAAGAUCCUCAUGGGCAUCCCAGCCUAUGGCCGUUCCUUUGUUGGCGCCCAGGACCUCAACCAGCCCUACUUAGAGUCUGGCGGCGAAGACGGCGCCUUUGACUACAGCGAGCUUCCGCGACCCGGCGCCCGCGAAAUCGUCGACAAAACAGUCGGCGCAACAUACUGUGUUGGAGGCGACGACGGCGGUUUCGUCUCAUACGACAACACACGCACAGUCGAGCAAAAAGCAAAAUUCGUGACGAAUCUUGGUCUGGGAGGUCUCUUUUAUUGGCAUAUUGCUGCCGACAAGCGAGGCGGCGAUAGUCUGCUGGAGACGGGCUAUAACACGCUGCAUGAAUUGUAG
Talaromyces rugulosus is the source of this 1173-nucleotide messenger RNA. RefSeq lists its product as uncharacterized. The transcript has 4 exons. The record is from RefSeq and is a predicted model, not a curated record. Gene Ontology annotation, molecular function: chitinase activity; chitin binding. NCBI's taxonomy places the organism in Eukaryota, Fungi, Ascomycota, Eurotiomycetes, Eurotiales, Trichocomaceae. Gene Ontology annotation, biological process: chitin catabolic process; carbohydrate metabolic process. Gene Ontology annotation, cellular component: extracellular region. The coding region runs from base 1 to 1173 and encodes 390 amino acids.